AUGGGCGCCGCGGCCUUCGAGUUCGAGUACAAGAGGGACGCUUAUGGAUUCGCGGUGCGGCCACAGCAUGUGCAGCGUUUCCGCGAGUACGCCAAGAUUUACAAGGAAGAGGAGGAGGAGAGGGCGCACAGAUGGAGGGACUUCUUGGACAGGUUGGCUGAGUCAGCCAAUGUGCCCGCCACACCCAGCGUUUCACCAUAUGCAGCUGCCAGGGAUGGUGCUGCAGGAGCAGGACAGGCGCAAGAGAAUAACAACAUCGGAAUACAUUGUGUUGAUGAUGAACAAGAGGAGGGAGCUGAGAAUGCAAAAGAUAACAAUAAAUUGGAAAACCCGAAGGAAGCUGAUACCAGUGGUGAAUCACGAGAAGCAAAUGGUAAGUCAGAAGAUCUGAAAGAUGUAACUGACAACUUGGAUGAAGUGAAAGAGGAGACUAGUUGUAGCUCUACGGAAGCAAUCAAAGCCUUAGAGGGCUUGAUGGAAGCAAAUGGGGACAUUGAAGAAUUAAAAGAUUUGAAUGGAAGCUCAGAAGAAUUGAAAGGAGAGAGUAAUGGCAACUUGGACAAGCUGGUAGAGCUCUUCUUGGAUAAGGGGUUGUUGGAUGAACUGAAGCCCAUAAAAGUUGAGUCCCGGCGGCGGGUACGGGCAGCGCUUAGCAUCAUUGACAAAAUGAUGAGCUCUCGGGUAGUGAAGGGUGGUAAUGGUGCAAAUGAUACUCAUGGAAAGGAUGGAGCACAGCUUGCUUCUAUUGAAGAGGAAGGAAGGACUGCAGAAGUGAGUCAUGACGGAGAUCCAGCUGAGGUUGAUGAGUCUUGUGUUGCAGAGAAGGUUGAACUUGGACAGGAAACACCUGAUGAUUCUACGGGUACUGCUUUGGAGGGAGGCAAUGAUGGGUCUUAUUUUCCUUGGAGGGAGGAGCUUGAGAGCUUGGUUCGUGGAGGCGUGCCAAUGGCUCUUAGAGGAGAGAUAUGGCAAGCAUUUGUGGGUGUCGGUGCUCGGAGGAUUACUGGGUACUACAACAAAUUGCUUGAUGACAGGACUGCGACAUUCGAUGAAAAGGACCUCAUUGACCCAGUGGUCAACGAACAGAGAAGUGCACCGAGAAAAGUUACACAGCCUGAGAAGUGGAAAGGACAGAUAGAGAAGGAUUUACCACGAACAUUUCCAGGACACCCUGCAUUAGAUGAGGAUGGGAGGAAUGCUUUGAGGCGGUUAUUAACCGCAUAUGCAAGGCAUAAUCCAUCAGUUGGGUACUGCCAGGCCAUGAACUUCUUUGCUGGGCUAUUUUUGCUUUUCAUGCCUGAAGAAAAUGCAUUUUGGUUGACCAACUCGUCCUUGAGGAGGUUGUACGAGAAAGGUUCCCUAAAUUGGGUAUCCAAACAUAUGGAUUUCUUGGGAGUUCAAGUGGGAUGGGUGACUGGACCAUGGUUUCUUUCAAUUUUCAUCAAUAUGCUUCCAUGGGAAAGUGUACUUCGCGUUUGGGAUGUCAUCCUUUUUGAAGGAAAUCGUACAAUGUUGUUCAGGACGACGCUUGCUUUGCUGGAUUUAUAUGGGCCUGCACUGGUGACCACAAAAGAUGCCGGAGAUGCAAUUACACUACUGCAGUCUCUUGCUGGAUCUACUUUUGACAGCAGCCAGCUUGUAUUGACAGCUUGUAUGGGCUUCCAAUCAGUUAGAGAAAUGGGAUUGAAAGAGUUAAGGAAAAAGCACAGGCCUGAAAUUUUAACUGCAAUGGAGGAAAGAUCAAAAAACCGUGGCUCCUGGAAAGAUAAGAAGGGGUUAGCAACCAAACUUUAUAGCUUUAAACAUGAUCCCUCAUUCGUGUGCUCACCAGUUAAGUCCAAGGAAGGGCUAGAUGGUUCAAAGGUGAAUGGAGAGAUUGGGCCAGCAAAUCUUGAGACCUAUCUUAGUACUAGUUCUAUACUGGAUAAUGAUUUGGAUCAGGGUGUUGAUCUUCAAGAUCAGGUGUCAUGGCUAAAGAUUGAACUAUGCAAGCUGCUUGAGGAGAAAAGAUCAGCUGAUCUCAGGGGUGAGGAAUUGGAAACUGCUUUGAUGGAGAUGGUCGAGCAUGACAACAGACGUGUGUUGAGUGCUAAGGUUGAGAAGCUGGAAGCAGAGGUAUAUGAACUGCGAAAAGCUUUUUCAGACAAGCAAGAGCAAGAGCAAGUAAUGCUUCAGAUCUUGUUAAGAAUGGAGCAAGAACAGAAAGUGGCAGAAGAUGCCCGCAUAGCCGCUGAGCGAGAUGCUGCUGAACAAAAACAUGCUGCUCACUUGCUCCAGGAGAAGUAUGAAGCAGCAAUGGCAUCACUUUCACAAAUGGAGAAAAGAGCUGUAAUGGCAGAAACAAUGCUGGAAGCUACAAAGCAAUACCAGGCUGGGCAGGUUAAAGCCAACCAAUCUUUCACUUCAAGUUCACCUCGCGCGGACCAUGUUCUUGGGAAGAUACAUCAAGAACCAAACCAAGAUGCACCUAACCGGAGAAUUGGCCUGCUUUCUAGGGGACUUGGAUGGCUUGACAAGAGCAAGGGAAGGCAGAAUUCCACUGAAACAUCUGGAGGCUAA
Messenger RNA from Miscanthus lutarioriparius, 2559 nucleotides. The record is from the annotation of a GenBank genome assembly. NCBI's taxonomy places the organism in Eukaryota, Viridiplantae, Streptophyta, Magnoliopsida, Poales, Poaceae.